Molecule: messenger RNA, 2992 nt
Organism: Cololabis saira (Pacific saury)
Lineage: Eukaryota; Metazoa; Chordata; Actinopteri; Beloniformes; Belonidae
Gene: ufl1
Product: UFM1-specific ligase 1
Exons: 19
Coding region: 117-2498 (793 amino acids)
Biological process (GO): protein K69-linked ufmylation; regulation of proteasomal ubiquitin-dependent protein catabolic process; response to endoplasmic reticulum stress
Cellular component (GO): endoplasmic reticulum membrane
Molecular function (GO): UFM1 ligase activity
Source: RefSeq, a predicted model, not a curated record
GUGACGUCCCCCUGCGUUGACGUGUAGCUGCGAGCAGAGAUUAGCUCCGAGUUUAGCUGAAACUUGUUGACAGUGGGCUUUAAACGGUCCCGAGUACCCCACACUCAGCUGCCCCGAUGGCCGCGGACUGGGAGGAGAUCCGGCGGCUCGCCGCGGACUUCCAGAGAGCUCAGUUCGCCGACAGCGUGCAGAGGCUGUCGGAACGGAACUGUAUUGAAAUCAUUACCAAAUUGGUUCAAGACAAAAAGCUGGAGGUGGUGCACACGCUGGACGGGAAGGAGUACAUCACCCCGACCCAGAUCAGCAGGGAGAUCCGGGACGAGCUCUACGUCCACGGGGGAAGAAUCAACAUUGUGGACCUCCAACAGCUCAUCAAUGUGGAUUGGGUCCAUGUUGAAAGCAGAGCGGGUGACAUUGCAAAGUCUGACCGAGGGGUUCAGCUUGUACUGGGACAGCUGAUCGAAGACUCGUACCUGGACCGCGUCGGGGAGGAGGUGAACGACAAGCUGCAGGAGGCCGGUCUGAUCAGCAUCGCAGAGCUGUGUAAGAGCUACGACCUCCCCGGAGAUUUCCUCACUGAGGAAUUGUCGAAGCGUCUGGGAAAGCUCAUCCAGGGAGAACUGGACCAGUACAACAGGGGCGUCAUAUUCACCCCAGCUUUUGUGGCCCGGCACAAAGCCAGAAUACGAGGACUUUUCAGCGCAAUCACCAGGCCGACCCCCGUCAGCAGCAUCAUCGGGGCGUUUGGAUUCCAGGAACAUCUGCUGUAUUCUGUUCUGGAGGAGCUGGUGAACUCUGGCCGUCUGAAAGGGAGCGUGGUCGGGGGCCGGCAGGACAAGGCGGUGUACAUCCCCGACAUCUACGCCAGAACCCAGAACACCUGGGUGGACUCCUUCCUCCAGCAGAACGGCUACUUGGAGUUCGAUGCUCUGGUGAGACUGGGCAUCCCCGACCCCUCCGGCUACGUGAAGAAGCGCUUCAAGUCCAGCAAGCUGCUGUUCCUCCGGGCCGCCUGCGUGGGGAAGACCCUGGUGGACCAGGUGGAAGCCUCCGUGGAGGAAGCCGUCAGCUCCGCCACGUGGAUCGACCUCCAGCCGAUCCUGCCCAGCUGCCUGUCCGCGGAGGACAGUGGGAUGCUCAUCGCCCAGGCCAUGAGGAACACCAACGUGCAGUCCACUGCCAGAGUGCUGGGGGGAACCGUCGUCAUCAGUGAGACGUUCAUCAGUAACUGCCUCUCCCUGUUUGAAGCAGCGAUGCAGCAGAAGGCUGAGAAGGAGGUUAGAAACAAUCCAGUGUUCCUGAUAACUGAAGACGACCUGAAGCAAGCGUCCAUGCUGACGGACAGCUCAGCUCCUUCCAAGAAGGAGAAGAGGGAGGCGGAGCGUAAGAAGAAAGCCACAGAGGGCAGUAUGAAAGGAGGAGGAGGCAACGCCAGAGAGAUCCGCAUCCGCAAAACCAAGAAGAAGGGCCGCCGAGACGACGACAGCGACGAAGAGACUGGACCUGCGCAGCAAAAUCGCAGCAAACAGACUGAAGCCCCCUUCAUGGCCCGGGAGGAGAUCGCUGCUGUUUUAGAGGAGCGAGUGAGCGACUUCCCAGAAGAAAUCCUCUCUGAGCUGGCAGAACAUUUACAGAGGCCGCUGACUAAAAGCUACCAGGAGGUUCUGCGGACGGUAUUCAUGUCCUCCACCAGCUCCUCCUCAGGGGGCAAGAAGAAGAAGAGCAUGAAAGACGUGCAGGAAGAGAUCACCAACCUCUGCAACAACAUCCGGCUGUUUGAAAAGGGCUCCAAGUUGUUCUCUGAUGAGACGCAGGUCCACAUCAGCAAGCACGUGCUGAAGACGGUGUGCAGCGACGUCACCAACAUCCUGGUCAACUUCCUGGCCACGGACCUGAUGAUGUCCGUGGAGAACCCCGGCUCCAUCACCAGCGAGGUCCGGCUGAAGAUUCUGGGCAAACUGCCGGAGGAGACCAAAGCUCCUCUCAUGAAGCUGCACAACUGUCUGAACGGCAAAGCCGUUGAAGACUUCCUGACCAACAUGGAGGCGUGUGCCGAAGUGUGUGGCUUCAUGCUCAAGAAAGGAGACAAGAAGAAGGAGAGGCAGGCCCUGUUCGUGCACCGCCACGCCCUGCUGGAGCAGCUGAGGGACACGGAGGAGCCGGCCCUGGUGCUGCACCUGACCAGCGUGCUGCUGUUCCAGAGCUGCACCGGCUGCAUGCUGCACGCCCCGGGCCGCUGCGUGCCGCAGGUGGUGGGCACGCUCACCGGCCGGAUCCCCGCCGAGCAGCAGCAGCUGCUGGCGUCCUACCAGAGCCUGGUGGUGAAGCAGCUGGUGAGCCAGAGCCAGAGCAGGAAGCUGGAGGACGGUGGCGAGGUGGAGGACGGGGACAGGGAGGACGAGGAGGCUCGGGCCGUGCGCUCGCAGCUCGCCGCCCUCACGCCUCAGGUCAAGGACCUGGUGCUGUCCCAGAAGAAGACGUCCGUCUCCGAGGACUGAACAGGAAUAAAUGUCACAGAUACUGUAAAAUGGGUCUUAACUUUUUAACAGUCAGCUGGUGAUCCUGCGUGUUUGCCUCCCCUCCGUCUGAGCAUCAUGUUAAUGAUUAAAGGAAACUUCCUGUUUCUCUGUUCCAGUUCACGGCGUCAGCAGGUGCUGAUUCAUGCAGUCACUAAAUCCCCUCAUCUAACUCCCACUACUACCACAGCUGUCCUCACAUCUGGAAACAUCAGUGUGGCUGCAGUUUAUCCUCCAGUCUCCAUAAAAUGUGUUCCUCUUCACAGUAUUUGACAGUUGAGCUGUGUAUUUAAGUUUUAUUCACAACAUAAUUGUUUUUUUCAUAAAUGUUUGCCCUUCAUCUUUGGUCUGUGUUUAAAGAAAGCCAGCUCACUGGAUGUAAUAAGUCUGUAUUUUCUACUGGAAUGAUUUCAACCUCCCAAGCAGCAAAAAUAAAGCCUCAGCAUCGCCCUCUGGUGGCGCCUCGUGGUAGUGCA